Messenger RNA from Dicentrarchus labrax (European seabass), 3538 nucleotides. RefSeq names its product paired box 2b (gene pax2b). Gene Ontology annotation, molecular function: DNA-binding transcription factor activity, RNA polymerase II-specific; RNA polymerase II cis-regulatory region sequence-specific DNA binding. The transcript has 10 exons. The coding region runs from base 549 to 1748 and encodes 399 amino acids. NCBI's taxonomy places the organism in Eukaryota, Metazoa, Chordata, Actinopteri, Moronidae. Gene Ontology annotation, biological process: regulation of transcription by RNA polymerase II; anatomical structure development. The record is from RefSeq and is a predicted model, not a curated record.
UCCCAGCCCAAAGAUCCAGCCUAACGCAUCCAGCGCAGGAGAGAAACCCGAUGUGUGCGUGUGUGUGCGUGUUUCUCCGCCGUUUUGACGCGUGAAUCAAGGCCACCAGGAUUUUGAGGAGAUACCGGGCCGUCCCCCCCCACCCCCCCACCCCACACACACACACACAACAGCACGCUGGACCUCAACGUUUCAUACCUUUGAAAGAAAACGCGGUGUCUCGCUGGUAUGCUGAAUUUACCUCUGGUCACUCCAGGCUUUUGAAACAUACCGAUAAACUGAACACAGGUCGUAUUCCUGAAACAAUCCUUCGGUCAUGCUGCGCACCUGCCAGACCUCCGCUCCCGGACCGGACUGUUGAAGAAAAAAGCAAGGCAACUUUUGGGGGAAGAAGUUGCCACCAGAUCGGUUGUUUGAACCGGGGGGUGGAGGGGGCAAACUAAGUCCCUCCAUCGAGUAGAAUCACCUUUUUUUCUUCACAUUUUCAUCCUUGAUAGGAAGGCGAAACGGCGACUUCAGUUGAUUAUCUGUCUUUCCUUUGCUAUCCAAUGGAUAUUCACUGCAAAGCAGACCCCUUUACAGCGAUGCACCGGCACGGAGGUGUGAACCAGCUCGGCGGGGUGUUUGUGAACGGCAGACCCCUCCCGGACGUGGUGAGGCAGCGGAUAGUGGAGCUGGCCCACCAGGGCGUCCGGCCCUGCGACAUCUCCCGACAGCUGCGGGUCAGCCACGGCUGCGUCAGCAAGAUCCUGGGCAGGUGGGUGAAGAGUCUCCAGCCAAGUCCUGCAGCCAGAUAUUACGAGACUGGCAGCAUCAAACCAGGGGUGAUUGGUGGGUCUAAACCUAAAGUGGCCACGCCAAAGGUUGUGGAAAAAAUCGCAGACUACAAGAGACAAAACCCAACCAUGUUUGCUUGGGAGAUCAGAGACAGACUGCUGGCAGAGGGCAUCUGCGACAACGACACUGUUCCCAGCGUUUCAUCCAUUAACAGGAUCAUCCGAACAAAAGUCCAGCAGCCUUUCCAUCCGUCUCCUGACGGGACAUCCCUCUCGACACCAGGCCAUACUAUAGUACCAAGCACAGCCUCUCCGCCUGUAACCAGCGCCUCCAAUGACCCUGCAGGAUCCUACUCCAUCAAUGGGAUUCUUGGUAUUCCACGAUCCAAUGGUGAAAAGAGGAAAAGAGAUGAAGAUGGUUCAGAUGGUUCUGGCCCAAACAGUGAUUCUCAGGGUAGUGUGGAGAGUUUACGGAAACACCUUAGGGCAGAUGCCUUCACCCAGCAGCAGCUGGAAGCGUUGGACCGGGUCUUUGAACGCCCCUCGUACCCUGACGUCUUCCCUACAUCGGAGCAUAUCAAACCCGAACAGGCUAAUGAGUACUCGCUCCCUGCCCUGAAUUCCAGCCUGGACGAAGUCAAGCCCAGUUUAUCCUCUAGCGCCAACCCAGACCUGGGCCCCAGUGUGUCGCAAAGCUACCCUGUAGGUCGAGAUAUGGCCAACACAACCUUACCUGGGUAUCCCCCUCACGUUCCCCCCACAGGCCAGGGCAGCUACCCAACCUCCACGCUCGCUGGAAUGGUUCCUGGGAGCGAGUUUUCGGGGAACCCCUACAGUCAUCCACAGUACACAACCUACAAUGAAGCCUGGCGAUUCAGCAACCCAGCAUUACUAAGUUCCCCUUAUUAUUAUAGUGCCGCAUCGAGAGGCUCCGCCCCUCCCACUGCUGCCACUGCCUAUGACCGUCACUAGUUACCAUGGAAACCAAAUCAACCUGCAGGACCAUGGCCUUAGCCUCCAUAUUGCCCCGGUGUGAGCGGCAUGGUCCACUGGACACUGAGCAACUGCGCAUAAAAUGUUCCUGACUCACACAAUGAGAAACUUAACGUUUUUUGGGGAUUCCAGACGACUUCUCUCCUCUCUCCUCACAGCUUUUUUUGGUCACUCAAAGCCAAAAAAAAAAUACCAGACAUCACCAGAGACACUGAAAGUCGCUACACACAUGAUGAAAACUGUGGCUAAUUGCAGUGGUUUAAAAAAAAGAAGAAAAAAAAAGAAAAAGACUGAAAAUAAAAAUAUCAGAAUUUAUUUUCUCCCUCUAGCAGUGUCACAGUUUCAUCCCAUCAUGGAUCAAUACUGUACAUUCCUUUUCUUGACGGCUCUCAGCAGGGACGCUGUCCGGAGCUUAAAAUGUAGCAGCAGCCUUUUUUCCUUUUUCCAUUCGUCUCCCUCUCGAUUCAGAUGGCAGCGCAGUGAGAUCAGAGGAGAUUAGCAGCAGCACAUGCAGGCUGUGGCAAGCUAAUGUUGUUUUUUAUCCAUCUGAACAGUCACCGACCAAACAUCCAGCAUGAGUAAAUCGAUCGCUUUUGAUGCCAUGAGAAGAUUAGGACAUGUUCUCUGUGAUACACAAUCAAGAUGUAAAAAUGAAAAUGAAAUAAAUAAAGAAACAUCCGUUUGAAAAUAGAGGGAGCCAUGACAGUAUAUCACCAUGGCCCGCUAUUUGCAAGAUUUCAAGAAACUAGUAAAUAUAUUCUUAAAAUAAUUUUUUUAUUUCAUUUUUAUAAUUCGUAACGACAAGAUUGCUUGGCUAGUGUUUUACUAUUUUUUAUUUGUCAGGAUACAAGAGGUCAUCAGGCAAAACCUGUUUUGUGUUUUUUGUUAAUUUUGCACUAUUUUGGAGGUUUGCAACACUGGAGCGUUAUUAUGCAGAAAAACGAUGAUGCAUAUUUGCUUUAUUUCAUGAAACUUGACUGUAAGUCUAAUACGUCUCAGUCUGAAAAGGCACUUACAGUCUCACAGUUUUUCCUGUAAUUCAAGGCCUAUCGUGUCACUGCCUUGACGUGCACUACUAUGUUCUCACAGCUUACAUUUUUAUUUAAGUUGAUUAAGUCUUUGGCAUUCAACCACAGAAAAGGAUAUAACAGCCAUCCCAAGUCAAACCAGUAUCAUCAUUUGUCUAGUCUGAUGCCAGAAGCGUCCAGAUUCACUCUGAUUGGAUGAUUCUGACGACUCCAGUAAACGUCAAAAAGCAGGGCGAUGAUUUCAGCUAAAUGCCUUAAACAUGUUCCCUCCUAACUUCAGCUCCCUCACAUGUUUCAGGCCAAGAUAUUUCUUUGAAUCAAGCUGGAAUGAUGGUUUCUUCAUCUGUCAAGUGAAUGUAUUUGCAUUUGCCAAAGACUUAGUUCUUGUUAAUGUUUUAUUUACAGGCCGCCUAUAUGCAUCAUGAGAGCAGUAUUAUUAUUAUUAUUAGGAAAAACCCACAUUGUUCAUGAGGAAAAGUAUAUGUAUAAAUUCUAUGCAGUGCAGAGAUGGUCAUCAUAUGCAUAUUCAGCUGUAAACCUAAAGGUAGGUGGAGUUUAUUUAAUUGUUAUGUUAUUUACAAAUUGUUCAUUUUGUAGAAGGAUUUUUUGUGUGUGAUGUGAAGACACUUCUCUGUAAAUACAGUAAGAAAAAAUGUCUUUCAUGUUCAUGGGUAUUAUCACUUUCAUUAUGCUGGUCUCACUUGUACAAUAAUAAAAGUGUCUGAAAUCUUUUACGCAAAA